Colletotrichum orchidophilum is the source of this 1947-nucleotide messenger RNA. Its product is annotated as WD domain-containing protein. The transcript is spliced from 8 exons. Gene Ontology annotation, molecular function: protein binding. The record is from RefSeq and is a predicted model, not a curated record. Gene Ontology annotation, biological process: carbon catabolite repression of transcription. Lineage: Eukaryota; Fungi; Ascomycota; Sordariomycetes; Glomerellales; Glomerellaceae. Bases 1 to 1947 code for a protein of 648 amino acids. Gene Ontology annotation, cellular component: cell division site; nucleus; cell tip.
AUGUUAGCAGCGGCUGACAAUCGCCGCCUGCGCGACAACCACAGCGUCCUCCCCCCUCCCCCGCGAUACCCCUCGCACUCGGGCGCCUACGGCGCAAUCGGAGCCGGCAUCGCCCCCAUGAUCGAGACCAAUAACAUACUCUCCAACCCCGAAGGCCCAGAGUACCAGUUCCUCGUCGGCGAGGGCACCUACGUCCUCAAGGAAGACCUCCACCUCGCCACGCCGCCCCCGCACCCCUCCGAGGCCCCCGUCGUCAACCCGAACCCGCUCGCCACGAUCCCCCAGCCCGCUUCCGCCGGCACGAAACUCUCCCUCAUAUCCCUCGACGUCCGCGCCGCGCCCCCCUUCUUCUACAAGGGCGCCACCUCCGCCACCACGCUCUCGUCGCUCGGCGGCGACAUCCAGGAGCACCCCAACGAGAGCCGCUACUCCACCGAGGCCGGGCUCAGCAGCGAUGGCGGAGACGGCCGGGGCGGCAGCGCCUCCCUCAGCGACGGCGCGCCUCCGACCUCGUCGUUGACCAUGGUCUCUGCGCCGGCUUUCGGGGACGGCAAUACCGCGCUGGCGCCGGCCAACACAAAGGACGCGGCCAAGAAGAAGGUGGCCAAGCCCAAGAACAACAUGACCAAGAGCAACUCGUCCUUCAUUUCUAGGGUCAUUGUCAACGAGAGCUUGGCCAAGAAGCUUCAAGAGCGGCCGACGGACGGCGUCUUUGCUUUUGCCAACAUCAACCGAGCGUUCCAGUGGCUGGAUCUAUCAUCACCGACAAAGGCCGAUUAUCUUACCAAGAUUUUGUUUACCAAAGCUCACUGCCUAUGUCACGACGUCAAUCCCAUCACCAAGAACAUUGCACAUAUUGAUGUAAUCAUGGGCUUCUCGACGGGAGAAAUCAUCUGGUGGGAACCUGUGUCGCAACGGUAUACUCGAUUGAACAAGAAUGGCAUCAUCAACGGCACGCCCGUGUCAGAGAUCCGGUGGAUACCGGGCUCCGAGUCCCUCUUCCUGGCGGCGCACAUGGACGGUUCGCUGGUGGUGUACGACAAGGACAAAGAAGACGCGCAAUUCUCCCCCGAGGAGGAGCUGACGACAAAUGGGUCGUCAACAAAUGGAGAGAGCGAGUCUACCAACGGCGUCAACCACAACCUCAAGAUUCAGAUCAGCAAGUCGGUCCACUCAAAGAACCAAAAGACGAACCCCGUGGCAUCUUGGAAGCUGUCGAAUCAGCGUAUCAACGCCUUCGCCUUUAGCCCAGACAACAGGCACCUGGCGGUGGUGUCGGAGGACGGCUCGCUCCGCAUCAUUGACUACUUGAAGGAAGAGCUGUUGGAUCUGUACAACUCGUACUAUGGCGGCUUCAUCUGCAUUACUUGGUCUCCGGACGGCAAAUACGUGCUGACGGGAGGCCAAGAUGACCUCAUAUCCAUAUGGUCCGUCGUAGACUCGGCCAUUGUCGCGCGUUGCCAAGGCCACCAGUCAUGGGUGACAUCGGUAGCAUUUGACCCGUGGCGUUGCGACGAUAGGAACUACCGAUUCGGCAGCGUCGGCGAAGACUGCAGGUUGUGCUUGUGGGAUUUCAACGUCGGCAUGCUGCACCGGCCCAAGGCGGCUUCCGUUCAUCACAGGGGCUCCGUGUCAUCACGGUUUGCCAAUCCGCUGCAGAGACAAGAGACGGCAAACACUUCAGCGAGCCGCAUCCGGUCCGACUCUACCCUGUCUGGAGGCGCGGUGGACGAAGACGGCGGCAGCACCGUUCAUCCCGUCGAGCCUCGCGCGAGGAUUGCCAUGCUGCCCCCUGUUUCUUCCAAAGCAGUUGAUACCCACCCCCUGUGCUGGCUGGAAUUCACAGAGGAAGCCAUCAUCACAAGUUGCAAGAAUGGCCAUAUCCGAACGUGGAACAGACCGACGGACGCCCCCGUGCCCAUGGAGGGUGCUUCUCAGCCAUCUUAA